This is a messenger RNA of Microsporum canis CBS 113480, 291 nucleotides long. RefSeq names its product mitochondrial 37S ribosomal protein YmS-T. Gene Ontology annotation, biological process: mitochondrial translation. The transcript has 3 exons. NCBI's taxonomy places the organism in Eukaryota, Fungi, Ascomycota, Eurotiomycetes, Onygenales, Arthrodermataceae. Gene Ontology annotation, cellular component: mitochondrial small ribosomal subunit. The coding region runs from base 1 to 291 and encodes 96 amino acids. Gene Ontology annotation, molecular function: structural constituent of ribosome. The record is from RefSeq and is a predicted model, not a curated record.
AUGCCUCCCAAGUCUGCAGCGCGCGCAGGCACUAUUCGACUCCAGUCCCUUCCACGAUUGAAGGUCAAGAGUCCCAUGAAAUAUGACCAAAACCCAUGUCUUGCUGCCAUGACAGCUGUUCUAAACUGCUGGGGAGCAACAGGUUAUAGCAUCCAAGGAUGCUUAGCAUUGGAACAGCAAUUACGACUAUGUACAGACUCGAACCCUACCAAAGUCAAACGGAAAAACACCGUCAACUACCAUCUUGCCCGAAUGUUCCGUAUGAUUUCACCGCGCAGAAAGAACCAAUAA